UCCUUCUAAGCCAUGGCUGACAAGCACUGACAAGCAGGCUUCCUUAGAUGGUGCCACGUGCAACCCCAAAAUCGUUUGAGUUACGUGCACAUACACUUGAAUUUUUUGUACAUAUAAAUUAAUAUUUAUACUAUCACCGAAUGCGAAUAAAGUAGUGAGAAAUUAAGUACGUAAUGUGAAAUAGAAAUAAACAGAAGAUGGUAGGCAUGUUAAAUGAUUCCGAUAGUGAAGAUGAACUGCCUCCAGGUUGGGAGGAAAUGACAACUACUAAUGGAAACGUUUAUUACGUAAAUCAUUACACGAAAGGCACGCAAUGGACACAUCCUAGGACAGGUCGCACAAAAAUUGUUGAAGGAGAAUUACCGUCUGGAUGGGAAAGAUGUGUAUCCGAAGAUGGACAAAUUUUGUUUGUUGAUCACAUGAAUCGUACGACUACUUACACCGAUCCAAGACUCGCAUUUGCUACGGAAUAUAGGGAGUCGUCCCAGCCAGUGAGGCAACGUUUCGACGGUAGUAGCACAGCAUUAUCAGUUUUACACGGUCGAGAUUUAAGGGGUAAAAUUGCCAUAGUCACAGGUGCCAAUACAGGAAUAGGAUUCGAAACUGCUAGGUCAUUAGCUCUACAUGGAUGCAAAGUGAUCUUGGCUUGUAGAGAUACAAAGAAAGGUGAGGAAGCCGUACAGAGAAUUAAACAAGAAAGAGAAACUGCAGCGUGUGAAGUAUUACAGUUAGAUCUGUCGUCGUUGCACAGCGUUAAAGAAGCAGCCGAAAAAUUUAAACAAAAAUACAGAACUCUGCACAUUCUGAUACUAAACGCUGGAGUAUUCGCGAUUCCUUAUCAACUGACACAAGACGGCUAUGAAACGACAUUCCAAGUCAACCAUCUCUCUCACUUUUACUUUACUCUUUUAUUGGAACAUCCAAUACGAUCCUGUCACAAUUCUAGAGUGGUGGUAGUUUCAAGCGAAUCACACAGGUAAACCUGCCAUUGACUCUAACACCGGAAUUGUACUUUUCCCUAACG
Molecule: messenger RNA, 1024 nt
Organism: Ceratina calcarata
Lineage: Eukaryota; Metazoa; Arthropoda; Insecta; Hymenoptera; Apidae
Product: WW domain-containing oxidoreductase-like
Exons: 6
Coding region: 198-980 (260 amino acids)
Molecular function (GO): protein binding
Source: RefSeq, a predicted model, not a curated record